CUUUCCACUCUCUCGCAUCCACCACCGAGGCUUCACCGGUAGUGAUAGAUAGCAUCCGCUUCAGAUCAAACCCAUCUGCCCGUAGCUCGCUGCUUCCUAGCUCGACACCGGAGCCCGUGUGUGCCUGUGCCCAUGGAUCACCAGCGCGUGCACCCAAACGGGGCGCCGGCGGGCGACCUGGAGAUGGGUCAUCACGCCGUUGUGUACCCGCCGUUGCCGGCGCAGCCGGCUCAGCCCGUGAACCAAGAGCGGCUCGGCGGGCACCACCCCGACAACUGGGGGGGCAACGACGCCAACACGCUGCUGGUUGUGGCCACGCUGAUCACGACGCUCACGUACCAGCUCGGCACCAGCAUCCCCGGCGGCUACUGGCAGCAGGACGUCCCGCGGUCGCCGCAGGACAACACGGUGAUGUACCUCGCUGGCGACCCCAUCAUGCGCGACCUGCACCGCCCCAGGUACUACGUGUUUAUGGGUGCGAGCUGGGUGGGGUUUGCGAGCUCGAUGAUGAUGACGCUGAGCCUGCUGGUGCGGAUGCCCGUGGCCUCGCGCCACGUGCGGUGGUCGUUCGUGGUGGCCUACUCCAGCCUGGUGCUCACCUUCGUGGUGUCGCAGCCAAAGACGCAUCUGUCUCUGGACAUCAUCAUGUGGGCGGCCGUCCUCGCCUUCCUCUGGAUCAUCAUCAGCCUCCACCCGGACCGCCGCGCGCGCGUCAUCCAAGAUCUCUGCUGCAGCGGCCGCGACAACUGAACUGAAGGAGUCGAACUACCGCAUCACGGCCGAGCUGUUCACCAUCUUGCCUGAUUUCUCUCUUCCUUUUUGCUCUGUGUGUUCACCUUCACCCUGACGGAUCACCGACUGAUUAGUUGCUCACGAUAUUGGUGGUACGAUGGAAUUGGUUGCUGAUUGACUCGGUUUUCUUCUCAGCUAAUGAAUCCAGAUGCAUGAACUGCUCUCAUGCGAAUUAAUUAUAGCCAUGUAGCCAUGGCCAUGUGACAAGUCACAAAGAUAUCUGGUGAAAUCUGACAUGCAAGUUGUGGGAAAUAGAAACUCUGUCCUUGCUUGAGAGGAGAUGCAGUACAUCCAUAGAUCAUUGGCAUGAUUAUGUGUAAAUUUACGCCUCCUUCACUUUGAAAACUAGAUAUUUCCAUGUCAACAUGUAAAGAAAAAGAGAAAUUCAUGGAAAUCGUCUGGUUUUGCUA
Phragmites australis (common reed) is the source of this 1202-nucleotide messenger RNA. RefSeq lists its product as uncharacterized. The record is from RefSeq and is a predicted model, not a curated record. The transcript has 2 exons. Lineage: Eukaryota; Viridiplantae; Streptophyta; Magnoliopsida; Poales; Poaceae. Bases 133 to 750 code for a protein of 205 amino acids.